UGUGGUGAUGUUGAUUAUUACAAUCACAUCAAAUUAACGGUGUUUUUUUAUUCUGUGUCUCAAUUAUAACCAAUUUUAAUUACAUUGAUUAUUCUCCCACAUCUUUGUCUUCAUCAUCUUCAUUAUCUUCCUUUUGGUGAUUCUCUCAUGUUUUUCCUACGUUUUCCUUGAUUGUUAUUCUUUUUUUUCCUCUUCUCUAUUCCCUCUCCAUCUCUCUCACUUAUCUUCUCCAUGCUUCUUCAUAACCACAAGACAACUACAAUCAUCAACAGGAGCACACCGAUGAUACAUUUAAAGAAAUCAACAUAAUCAGUUAAUUGUUACAAUUGUUAAUUCUAUUCUAUUCUUGUUAUACAAAACAAAACAAUUUACAUUUACAUUUUUCCCUUUACGUUUCCAUUUCUUUGCUGUUUGUUUUUGUGUUUCUCUGUUGCAACUAAAGACACAUUGUUACUUUACUUUGAUUUUAAUGUAAAUUGUUCAUCUUAGUGAUAUGUUAAUUGCUGAUUAUCUAGUUGGAUUAGUUAAUUAAUUACAUGGAGAUUGCCACUCCUGCUCGUUCUUCUCCAUUUCCAAAGCUCACAUUUGACCAUAAACUGAUAAUUGCCAAGCAUCUUGUUUCCUCUAAUGGUGAUGACAAACGGAAAACUCCAAAUCAUCUUGAUGAUGAAUCGUCAACUUGUGACCUUAAGGAUGAUUCAAAUUACGAAAUUGGUGCCAAAAGUCGAUUAAAUGAUUCAAUUAAUACCGGUGGAAUUGUCAUCUCAAACGUAAUUGAUAAAACAUCAACCACAAUUGAAGUUGGAGAUAAACCAAUAACUGUAGUACAACAACACCAACGUCAGGACGAUAUGCCAACUAAAAUGAGUGAAAAUCAUUUUAAGCAUGUUAAUCAUUUUCAACAGAAUUACGAUAAUCGUAAUUCUAUAGCAUCUUCACCGAUGAUAAUUAAAAUGGAUGAUGAAGAAAUGUGCAAUAAUAAUAAUAGUAAUAUUAAUCGUGAUAACACUUCAAUCAACACCAACACCAAAUUAUCAUUUGAUGCAUAUAAAAGCCUUGAUAAUGAUCGGAUUAAAUCAAUAUCGGAAAGUGUUACAGUUCAUGGAAACAAUGAGCUUUCACUUAAGUCAAUUCAGCAAUUAAAUAAAAGUGAUCUUAGAACUAAUCAUGAUUACAAUGAGAACUGUAAAAAUGAUACCAAUUGCAAUGGCGCUGGUAAUACAACAUUUAAUAAUAUUAACGAUAGACAUAUAUCAUCAUCGGCUAAUGGUACUACUUUCAAGGUACCAAAUGAACUUGCAAUCAACAUGAACAACAACAACAACAACAGUAGCAAUUAUAAUAAUCGUUCAUCACCAUCAAGCCCAUCAAUACCUUACCGUAAGCAAUCAGUUUUUGUUGCCCCUGCAGGAUUAAAUUGGAUUAUCCAUAAAAACAGAAACAAUCCCCAACAUCAUCAUCAACAACCACAAUCUUCACCAUCAUCCCAACAAAUUCCAGUUAACCAUAAUAUUGAUUCUUCCGGAUUAACUAAAUCAACUCUAUCAACAACAUUUGCAUCUUCUCAGGCACCAAUACCAUCUACAUUACCUUUCAAUUCACCCUCUUCCUUAUCAUCAUCUUCUUCAUCAACAAUAACAACAACAACAACAACAACAACAACAUCUUCUUCCCCUUCAUCAAUUGGAAUCAACGAAGAAACAAAUUCUAAUGCUAAUAAUGUUAAUUGUAAUAACAAAACAAAUUCUAAUGCUAAUAAUGUUAAUUGUAAUAACAGUUCCAAUUUUAUAAGGAAAAAUUCAACAAGUCUUGCACCCAAAGCAAAUGCUCAAGAAAUCGAGCAACAUAUAAGUAAAAUAAUCUCCGAAAAUGCUGCUAUCGUUGAAACUUUGGACCCUUUAUGGUCUAAAAGGUAUCUUUCUAGACAUUCAGUUUCAUCACUACCCUCUGGGUCAUCCUCAUCCUCAUCUUCUUUUCCGGCCACUUUAACUAGAUCAACAGUAACCACCAAUAAUUUACCUUCUCGUCGUUACAGUGAAAUUGUUGUCGAUCCAAAUCAUGCCUCUGGUUCAAAACUACAAUCAGCUCUAUUAGGCAGAGUAUUAACAACAUGUUCAUCUACACCAGGAACAACAAUUGUAUCUCCAUCAAAUGUGCCUCAUCUCACUCAUCAUCUCCAACAACAACAACAACAACAACAUCGUUUACCUGUGAAUCCAAAUGGUCCAGUUAAAAAAUUCAGUGAACCAAUUUAUCCUUCUGUUAUAAUUAACAUGAAACAACAGCAAGAAGUUAAUUCAAUGAUAAAUAAAACAGUAGGCUCAAUGGGUAUUAAUGAACAAACUGGAUUAAGACCAAGUUUGGUUCGUAAUCUACUCAGCUCAGCUAAAAGUCCAACAAUUAAAGUUAUCCCAGUGCCUACAUCAUCAUCAUCGUCAUCAUCUUCAUCAACCACCACAAUUAUGGAUAAUACAACAAACGUUAAUCCAGAUAAUCCAGAAGGAAGUAUAAUAAAAGAUUUAUUAUUAAAAGCUCGUGAUUCGGGUGAAAGUUCAAAUGAACGACGAAAUAGUCGAGUUAAUCAAUUGCCAUCGAUACCACCACCAAUUCAAGAAGAGCUCUCAAUGCUUGUCUAUGUUUGUACACUUUGUACAAUUUGUUUUCGAAACAAGGAGACACUCGAAGCUCACCAAUUACACUAUUGUAAAGCCAACGAAACCCAAUCACCAAUGAACGAAAGGUCACCCAAUCAGUUACAAUUAUUAAAUGAUCACGUUCAACGUAAAAUGUCAGUAAUGGAAUCAAAUUUCUUACAACAACAAUUAACUAAACCUGUUCAGUCAUCAACGUCUAAUCCAAAAUCAGGUAACAUCUUCACCCAACCUCAACUUGUUAAUAUUAAUCAACAACAACAUUUGAAACAGCAGCAACUUUAUCAGUCAUCAUCCUCAUCCUCAUCCCAUCUUAAUCAACCAACACAACAACAACAACAACAACCCAUAGUUGGUAAUAUAUUAAAACAGCAACUAUUAGCACCAUCGGCAGGACCACCAUUGAAAAAGCGGAAAACAUCCGAACCACUUUUCACCAAAUCUCAUCUUCAUCGUUUUAGUCAUCCUCAUCAUCUAUUAAAUCAUCAUCAUUCAAGUCAAUCACAUGGAGAUAUAAUCAAUUCCCAUAAUGUCCGUAAAACCUCAGUUGUUCAAAGUCCCUCGAGUAAAUUAUUAAUUAACAAAAGCAAAUCAACUGGCAAGGAAACUUUAAUUGAAUCUGAUUGUUUAAAUAGUAGCCUUUCAUCAUCAUCUUCAUCGUCCUCAUCCUCAUCAUCAUCAUCAUCGUCUACAAUGAUUAAUGAUAAUAUCGUAAUCUCAGUGACAAGUGAACCAAUAACCUUUUCAUCAACCAAUACAAUUGCCACCCAAUCAAUUGCUUUCUCUAAUCAUUCACAUAGCUUUUUAAAUCAAUCUAGUCUUGACAGAUUAUCAUCAUCUGCAUCUCCAUCACCAUCAUCAUCAUCGUCAGCCAAUCAAAAAUUAACUCUUGACAUUUUACCUGAUUAUUAUCCUCAUAUAAAGUGUCCCAAGACAAAGGUAACCCUUUCAGGUCCAAUUGUUUUUCCAGUUUUACGAAAAAUUUUAACAGAAAACAAAGAAAACAUUGAAUUUCAAGCUUCCCCAGAAGCAAUUCAAUCUCACUCUACAUUAAUCUCAUCCUCAUCUUCAUCUUCAUCUUCAUCAACAAUCAAUCCUUCUGGUCAUGCUAAUAACGAUACUAUAAAUAACAAUAAUUACCUGGUCUAUAAACAGAUUCCAUCAAUCCCUGAAUUUGAUGAAGAUUCAAUGGUGGAAGAGAAAGUGGAUGAAGAUAAAGAUGAUGAUAAAAUGAAAUUUAAGAUUGAACAGGAUGAUGGUGAACCGAUCAAGUGUGAUAAUGAUGAUAAUUUAAAUAUCUUACCUGAUAAUAAAGUAGCUCAUGAUGACGACGAGCCACAAUUAUCAACUAAUCAGGAAGGUCAAGAUUAUAAAGUUAAUGGUCAUUUAAAUGUAGUUAAAGGUGAAUUCAAUGAUUUGGAUAAUCAUAAUGUUAAUAGAAAGCAAUUAACUCAAGAUGAUAAAUUGUUGAAUAGUGACAAUUGUGAUUCUAAAUUGAAUAAUAUAACCAAUAACAGUAAUAUUAUUACAAAUGGAUUAACAAAUAAUCGGCCGACAACAUUAACAUUGAGAAAAAAAUAUCCAUCAUCCAAUACAACAUCAUCAUCACCACCACCUAAUCAAGGAGAUAAUUUAAUGAUUGGAAUGGAAAAUAAGUUAAUCGGAUCAACACUGGUCAGUCCUGAUUCACCUCGACCCAAACGUAAAUGUAUGCAGCUUUAUAUUAAAGGUCAAACUUAUACCUAUUUAGGCCUUAAAAUGUCAACCCGAUCAACAUACUGUUGCAUUUAUCGACCUCAGCCCAUGUAUGUCCCACAAGAGGCUUCAUCUAAACUAUCAAUGUACUCCAAUUGGAAGAUAAAUCCACCCCACCACGAUAUAUUUAAAUUAAUGUCUCCCUCUGAAUUGUUACAUGCCUACGAUACGAGGCAAUGGUGUUUCAAGGCGAACGGUGUGACAAUCACCUUCGCACCCUCAUUGGAAUCAAAAAAAUCCCUCGCCGAUACAAACAUUUUAACACCUUCUUCGUAUUGGACAAUUAAGAGACAGCCCGAAGAGAAGGCAGCAAUUAAACGGGAAUUAAUGGAAUUGAAAAGAAAAGGAAUUGAGGAUUUAACGGACAACAUAAUGGACAAUAACAAUAACCACAGUAACAGAAGUGUUUAUCUUACUGGUGGCGGUGGCGGUGGGAGUCGAAAGACAAGCGAGGAUCGACUUAGUACUAUGUCAGGAUUUGAUUCUGAUUCUAAUGAUCCCAAUCAACCUAAAAGAGUGAAAAUAUUUGAAGGUGGAUUUAAGUCUAAUGAGGAUUAUACUUAUGUUCGAGGUCGCGGUCGAGGAAAGUACGUUUGUGAAGAGUGUGGUAUUCGUUGUAAAAAACCUUCCAUGUUAAAGAAACAUAUUCGAACUCAUACUGACCUAAGGCCAUAUUCUUGUCGACAUUGUGCCUUUGCCUUUAAAACGAAAGGAAAUUUAACCAAACACAUGAAAUCUAAAGCUCAUCAUAAAAAGUGCGUUGAAUUGGGCAUAAUUCCAGUACCAAUAACAAUCGAUGAAUCACAAAUUGAUUGUGAAGCCUUAGCGAAACAAGAAGCUCUCGAACGGAGCUAUUCCGGUGGACAUUUGGCCUCAGAUGAUGAUGACAAUGAUCCCGAUGAUGAAGAUGGUUGUGAAGAGGAAGAUGAAGAUGGAUCAGAUGACGAGGGAGUCCCAAUUCCGAUAAUAUCUUCAGGUAUUUUCAUCGAUCAGGAUAAGAUGGACAUCGAUGAAUUAGGAGCCGUUGGGGGAGUAUCUUUGGGAGGAAUGGGAGGUGUUGGACUAAUUGGAUCUGAGGAGAGAAAAGAACAUAGAAAGUCAAUAAUUGUGGCCAAUGAGAUGGACGAACAAGAAGUUGCCCGUAGUUUACUUGUUCUUUCAGGUUCGGGUGAAUGGUCAGUCCAAGGAGGAGGAAACCCCACUGCUGCUGCUGUGGCCGCUGCAAUGGCCUCUGCAUCUGGAGUACAAGUGGCUCCCAAUUGCCUGGAGCUAAAUUAUAAUUGUGAUAAUCGGCUAGUCUCUAGUCCAAGUAAACAGCAACAAGUACAACAUCAUUAUCAACACAUCACUGAUGCUCCAAGUGAUUUGAGAAAGAUAUCAACCUCAUCUUCAUCAUCACUUACACUGAACAAAUCAUUACUUGAUGAUAGAUUAUCAUUACCAUCAACAUCUACAUCAUCCUUAUCCUCUGCCUCUUCUCACUCAUCAACAGGAGCAAUGCCACCCCAUGUAAAUGGAGCUCAUUUUGUUAACCAUUGGUCAUCCAAUAUUCACAAUUCACAGUUUUCCCGUCAAAGGUCAUUUUCUUUUAACGAUGGAUUGAUAAGACGAAAUUCAAUAAUGAUUCAUAACAAUUUAGAUGAUAAUUUAAGACGUAAUGAUAAUCACGAUAAUAAUCAUGUUAUUAAUGGUCAUAUCAAUGGCGAUAUGGUUAAUAAUAACAAUGAAAAUACGACUGGUGGUCAAAUGUUUGAACAUAUUAUGACCGAUGAUUCAAAUGAUAGCGAGGUUGAAGAUCACUUUCAACGUCGAUAUUCAAUGUCCGUUAUUCAAGAUCGAGUUGAACCAAUUUACUUUAAUUAUGAUGGUCCAAUUGACUUGAGUCGUCGUCCUAAUGAAGAUUUUGAUAAUCCCGUUGCUGGACCAUCACGAUAUGACCAACCUCAACCUGGAAGGCGAAAUACUUUGUCCACGCCAUCUUCACAUCCCUUACGCCAUCUUUCACGAGCUGAAUUAGCUGCAGCAAUUAACGGAUCAGCAGCAGCGUCUUUCGGUAUUGGUACUCGAGAAGAUGGUAAAUCAGUUUGCCUUAAAUGUAAUAAAAGUUUUCCCAAGUUGUCGCAACUUCGUCUACAUGUUAAUGUUCACUACUUUGAAAGGCCAUUUCGCUGCGAUUCUUGUGGAGUCUCAUUUAGAACCAAAGGUCACCUUCAGAAGCACGAAAAAUCUGUAACCCAUUCAGAUAAAGUAAAAAUUAAUCUCGCCUUUGGAACGGCAACAACAGACAAUCCAAGGCCAUUUAAAUGUGACGAUUGUGUGAUCGCUUUUCGUAUCCAUGGUCAUUUAGCCAAACAUUUACGAUCCAAAAAUCACAUAAUGAAACUAGAAUGCGCCGGUAAAUUGCCGUGCGGGAUAUACGCUGAUAUGGAACGAUUUGGAAUCAAUUUAAACGUAAUUGAAACAGCUGAUUGCGAGAGCAGUUUGCUAUCACUACAAAGAUUAGCUGAGCAAUUAUAUUACAAAAACGGAGAAAUUAAUGUAACAUGGUUACGACAAACAAUACCCUCAACUACAACAACAAGUACUAAUCCUCCAAUCAAUGGCACUUCGAAUACUGUUACAACGAUUACUACGAAUGCGACAACAGUGAGAACCAUUACAACCACCGCUACAGUGACAAUUCCGGUCCAAGAAUCCACACAAAACACAACCACCAGCACCACCACAACUCCAUCCAUCCAAAGCACACCAACCGGUACCAUCACCAAUGUGAACAACAACAAUAUUUACUAUCACAAUACAAAUCUGACAAAUUGCAAUACCAAAUCAAUGGAAGUAGAUAUAAAUCAAGCCGAUGAUACAAAUUGCAAUAAUAAUACAAUUAUGGUUGAUAAUAAUAUCGGUGAUAAUAAUAAUGAUAUUACAAACGAUACCAAUAAUAAUCAUUAUGCUUACCAUAAUCAUGGUGGACAAAUGAGCAAUAUGGUUACAAUAAACAGCUCACAAAACACCAUAUCUACACCACCCUCAGCACAACAACAACAAGCACCACAAUCAACACCUUCAACAAUUUCAUCUUCUCACUCAUUAUCAUUGUCAACCUCCACACCAACCACAACUUCAUCAACAACAAAUAUAACUUCAAUACGUUCCAAUACUUGUAAUUAUUGUAAACAAGUAUUUAAAAGUGCUAAAUUUUUACAGGUCCAUCUUUAUACUGACCAUCAACAACAACAAUCAUCGUCACCCAGUCUUACCACUGAGUCUAAUCCUCAACCACAACCACAACCACAACCACAACCACAACAACAACAACAACUUCCAACUCCAAUAAUACCACCACCUCUUUCACAUGCUCCUCAAUUGCACUCAUCUUCAACCCUUCAAUUACCACCACAAUCCCAACCUCAACUUUCAUCUCAAUAUCAAACACUUCACCCUCACUUGCAACAACACUAUCACCAUCAUCAUCAGCAGCAAUUUCACCACGAGCUUCAUCAACAACAAUUACAACACUUUCAGCAACUUCAACAAUUGCAACAAAUUCAUCCUCAUCCUCAUCCUCAUCUUCAUCACCAAUCACAGCAUCAACAACGACCAGAGACACAACCAGAUUCUGAUAAAAAUAUUGGAUCUUAAUUAUUUGUCUCUCUUUACAAUUAAUAAUUGUAAUUAUAUUGUAAUGUUUAUUUUACUUUGUUAAAUUAAAAACAAUGAAGUUUAUUAGCUUCAUAUGAAAAAAAUUAA
Molecule: messenger RNA, 8153 nt
Organism: Panonychus citri (citrus red mite)
Lineage: Eukaryota; Metazoa; Arthropoda; Arachnida; Trombidiformes; Tetranychidae
Gene: shn
Exons: 6
Coding region: 537-8045 (2502 amino acids)
Biological process (GO): regulation of transcription by RNA polymerase II
Cellular component (GO): nucleus
Molecular function (GO): DNA-binding transcription factor activity, RNA polymerase II-specific; RNA polymerase II cis-regulatory region sequence-specific DNA binding
Source: RefSeq, a predicted model, not a curated record